Suillus plorans is the source of this 402-nucleotide messenger RNA. RefSeq lists its product as uncharacterized. The record is from RefSeq and is a predicted model, not a curated record. NCBI's taxonomy places the organism in Eukaryota, Fungi, Basidiomycota, Agaricomycetes, Boletales, Suillaceae. The transcript has a single exon. Gene Ontology annotation, molecular function: RNA-DNA hybrid ribonuclease activity; nucleic acid binding. The annotation marks the transcript as partial.
AUGGAUGGAGAGAGGGUAAUAAGAGAGAGACGCUUUCACCUGGGAAGCGAUAAGGCCCACACGGUAUACGAGGGCGAAAUCGUUGGGAUGAUACUGGCGGUGCAGUUGAUAAAGGAGGAGCUUAAGGCGAGGGGAGGCAGACCACGCACCAUGGCCCUUGGGGUCGACAACCAAGCGGCUAUAAGAUCCACCACCGCCUUCCAAUCGAAACUGAGACACUACCUCGUCGACAAGUUCCACGACGACCUGCGCAAAACCCUCCAGAACGCCAAUUGCAAUAAACUCACUAUAAGGUGGUCAGCAGGACACAUAGGCAUACCGGGUAAUGAAGCGGCAGACGGGCAUGCCAAAAGAGCCGCCAGGGGAGAAUCUUCGGAAGCCAACAAACUACCCCGCUCUCUC